GGCUUGAAUCAUGACAUGGUGGAUGCCAGCCCUUCCAGGGUUGGCCAUAUAAGGGGCUUCAGUGCACACAGUUUGUUUGUGAGUGCGGACAGUGUAUUCAGUGUUGCUGUCAUGUUUUUCCAGAUGUGUAGGAGUCGGACCGCUUUGACCAGCUGGCUUAUACUUCUGGUCCAGCUGUUAUGUCUAGAGGCUGUGCCUAUUAGCAUGGACAAGACAAAGAUUGAAGAUACAGAGCCAAAAGCCGAAGAAGCCCCAGCCAGCGUGGACACCGGACUCCACUAUGAUCGUUACCUCCGGGAGGUCAUCGACUUCCUAGAAAAAGACCAGCAUUUCAGAGAGAAGCUACACAACACUGACAUGGAAGACAUAAAGCAAGGCAAACUUGCCAAGGAGCUCGACUUUGUUAGUCACCAUGUCCGAACCAAAUUGGACGAGCUGAAAAGGCAGGAGGUUAGCCGCCUGCGGACACUGAUAAAGGCCAAGCAGGACCUGGAAGGAGGAAACGACAUUGCAGUGGACCACCAAGCUCUGUUGAAACAGUUUGAGUACCUGAAUCACAUGAACCCGCACACCUUUGAAGUGGAGGACCUGGACCGGCUCAUCAGAUCAGCCACCAACGAUCUCGAGAACUUUGACAAGGAGCGACACGAGGAGUUCAAGAAGUAUGAAAUGUUGAAGGAGCACGACCGACAGGAGCACCUGAAGACUCUGGACGAGGAGGAGAGGAAGAAGGAGGAAGAGCACUAUGACGAAAUGAAGAAGAAGCAUGCAGACCAUCCAAAAGUCAAUCAUCCAGGCAGCCAAAACCAACUGAAAGAGGUGUGGGAGGAAGCUGAUGGCUUGGACCCAGAGGAUUUUGACCCAAAGACGUUCUUCAAGCUUCACGAUUCCAAUGGCGACGGCUACUUUGAUGAGCAAGAACUUGAGGCUCUUUUCACCAAGGAGCUGGAGAAGAUUUAUGACCCCACCAACGAGGAGGACGACAUGGUGGAGAUGGAGGAGGAGAGGCUCCGCAUGAGGGAGCAUGUUAUGAACGAGGUGGACUCCAACAAGGACAGACUGGUCUCCUUGGAUGAAUUUUUAGUUGCUACAAAGAAAAAGGAAUUUCUAGAGCCAGAUAGUUGGGAGACACUGGAGCAGAACCAGGCCUACACAGACGAGGAGAUGAGGGAGUUUGAGGAGCAUCUAGUGCAGCAGGAGGAGGAUCUCAACCAAAAGGCUGUGGACCUCCAGAAACAAAGGCAGGAGCUGGAGAAACAACAGGAGCAACUCAAUGCGCAGAAGGUUGAGCUGCAGCAGGCUGUAGAACAUAUGGAACGUCUGAAAACACUGAAAGUAGAGCCCCCUCCAGAGGUUCACAUUGAAGGAAAUGCUAUUCCAGAGGUACAUGGAUAUGAAAACGCGUUGCCUCCUGGCCACGGAGCCACGUCAAAGGAGCACCAGUCCCCACCUCAAGGGCAGCUUGAACCCCUGCAGGCCCACCCAGAGGGGGCAGAUCAGAACCAGGGCCAGCAUGGUCUGCCUCAGAUACAGCACCACUUGCCACCGGGACACCAAGAGAUCCACAGAGAUCCCAAUUCCCCCUAAGCUGCUACUUCCUUCUGCUGGAUGGCAGACAGGAACGGGACGGUAAUUAAAGACAGGUCUGUUCUCAUGCCCCCCUCUGUUUUUGUACCCGUGCUCUUUGUUGCACUGUGUUCCCAGUGUGCAGAAGUGCGGCCCUUGGUCUGCCUGACGCCUUGUUUCUGCUCAACGGCAUUUUCGAUGGAGGACUUCAGGAGUACGAUGAAUAAAAAUAAUUUUAAACCCAAUGCAAAGACUCUAACUUUGAGGCAUUUUAAACCAGUGUUCCCGGGAGAACUGCGACCCUUGGAUUAUGUGAGCCGAUGACGAAAACAAAACGCCUGCAAAGCAAAUCGACAGACGCGCAUCUUAAAAAUGUGUUUGCUUUGACAUCUCAUUGUGAAUUCGAUAACAUUAGCCUACCAUCCUUUCAGAUAUUUUAUACUAUUAAGAAAAGUAAACCAUACGACAAACUAGUAUGGUGUUCGCUUUCAAUGUUCAAAUUGAGAAUACGUAGAUGUAUUGAGCAUGUUUUACAAGCUCAUUGUAGGAUUUUAAGUUUUGAUACAAGUUCCAGUCCAAAUGCCAUUGCACUCACGUCAAUUUUGUUAUGUGGUCUUAUUGUGCUGAAUGUGUGGAUGGCUUAACGUGAUUUAUAUUAAGAAUAAAACAAACAUGUUUUCAUG
Messenger RNA from Gadus chalcogrammus (walleye pollock), 2249 nucleotides. It is a transcript of the gene nucb2a, whose product is annotated as nucleobindin 2a. The coding region runs from base 16 to 1587 and encodes 523 amino acids. NCBI's taxonomy places the organism in Eukaryota, Metazoa, Chordata, Actinopteri, Gadiformes, Gadidae. Gene Ontology annotation, molecular function: calcium ion binding. The transcript has 12 exons. Gene Ontology annotation, cellular component: extracellular exosome; endoplasmic reticulum-Golgi intermediate compartment. The record is from RefSeq and is a predicted model, not a curated record.